UCGCCGCCGCGAUGUACAAAGGGAUCCUUGGGGAUGGAUCUGUAGUCGCUGUCAAAAGCCUCAGCAAGACGAGCUGCAAGCAAGAGGAGUCAGAUUUCCUGCGUGGUCUGAAGAUGCUCACCCUCCUACAGCACGACAAUCUUGUCAGCCUGAGGGGAUUCUGCUGCUCCAGGGGGAGAGGGGAAUGCUUCCUCGUGUAUGACUUCAUGGUUAAUGGUUGCCUGUCGCGGUAUCUGGACGUCAAGGAUGGUUCUUCCGGUGGUACCGUUCUUGAUUGGCCUACAAGAGUCUCCAUCAUUAGAGGCAUUGCGAAAGGGAUUGAGUACCUUCACAGCAAGAAGGGCAACAAGCCACCAGUGGUGCACCAGAACAUAUCGGCUGACAAGAUCCUCCUUGACCACCACCUUGCGCCGAGGCUCUCGGUGCCGGGGCUGCACAAGCUCCUCGCGGACGACGUCAUCUUCUCGGCCCUGAAAGCCAGCGCCGCCAUGGGCCUGCCGCGUCGGCCCUCCCCUGCACGGCGGCCGACAUCACGAAGCCACCCGGGGGCCAGAGCGCGUGUCCCAACUCGCCGCUGCCCCGCCCGGGGGAUCCGGUCGUGGUCAGGUCGAUGGCGAACCAACCGCCGCGGGCCGUCAGACUCGGCCACGCACACGCCCGAGCCCGUGAUGUUGCUGUUGUGGUCGGGCACCAGCUUGAAGCGGUAG
Zea mays is the source of this 707-nucleotide messenger RNA. RefSeq names its product cold-responsive protein kinase 1. The record is from RefSeq and is a predicted model, not a curated record. Bases 12 to 707 code for a protein of 231 amino acids. The transcript has 2 exons. Gene Ontology annotation, molecular function: protein kinase activity; ATP binding. Lineage: Eukaryota; Viridiplantae; Streptophyta; Magnoliopsida; Poales; Poaceae. Gene Ontology annotation, biological process: protein phosphorylation.